AUGAACAAAGGAGAUCUCGUUGGGUUCUUCAAGCUCAUUUCUAAGAUAGGCGAUGGUGGAUUUGGCAAUAUUUGGCUGUGCCAAUCAACUGAAGAUGAUUUAUUAUACGCUUUGAAGUUAGAACCAACUUCAUCUCAGAGGCAAACACUUCGGUUUGAAGCGCAAGUAUUAAAGAAACUAAAAGGAACAGAGAUAGCACCUUUAUUCAAGAUCGAUGGUACUGAUCAAAAUAACUUUUAUUGCGCAAUGGAAUUAUGCGGCGCAAAUCUUUUUGAUAUUGCUCAACAUUUACCAGAGAAAAAGUUCGCCAUGGAAUAUAUUCCGAGAUUAGCUUACAAUCUUUUCUGCCUUGUCGAAGUUUUGCAUUCAAAGGGUUAUGUCCAUCGCGAUAUCAAGCCGCAAAACUUUGUCGUCAGACCAAAAGGAAAUAGGCCAAUUUGCUUAAUAGAUUUUGGAAUUUCCAAAGUUUACUUAGAUAAUAAUGGCAAUCAUCUUGAAGCAAGAGAGAAUGCAGCUGCAAUGGGCUCUAUGCUUUAUGCUUCAAGUAAUGCAUACGACCACAUGGAUUUAUCCAGGCGUGAUGAUUUGAUUUCUUUGAUAUAUUCAAUUUUAGAUCUUGCCGGCAUAGAACUUCCUUGGUGUGGCAAAUCCAAUGAUAUAGAUUUCAACACGAUUAAGAAACAGCAUACAUUAGAGAGCCUUGUCGCUCCACUUGGCGAAGGAUUUGUUCAAAUCGCUCGCCACAUUCAAGGACUGCAGUAUGCAGAUGCACCUAAUUACGAUGCGAUCAGAAAGACACUUGAACCAAUGUUCAAUAAUACUCCAAGCCCUUACCAGUGGAUGGAUGUAAAACCAGAGGGAGUUAUCCCCAAUCCAGAAUUCAACAAUGAUCCAACUGGUUUCAUUAUUAGUAUUUCUCCUUAUUUAGUCAAUAAGGCGAAGAAGAAAUGCGUUAUUUGUUAA
Trichomonas vaginalis G3 is the source of this 963-nucleotide messenger RNA. Its product is annotated as protein kinase protein. NCBI's taxonomy places the organism in Eukaryota, Parabasalia, Trichomonadida, Trichomonadidae. The transcript has a single exon. Bases 1 to 963 code for a protein of 320 amino acids. Gene Ontology annotation, biological process: signal transduction; peptidyl-serine phosphorylation; endocytosis. Gene Ontology annotation, cellular component: nucleus; cytoplasm. Gene Ontology annotation, molecular function: ATP binding; protein serine/threonine kinase activity. The record is from RefSeq and is a predicted model, not a curated record.